Alternaria ethzedia is the source of this 1203-nucleotide messenger RNA. RefSeq lists its product as uncharacterized. Lineage: Eukaryota; Fungi; Ascomycota; Dothideomycetes; Pleosporales; Pleosporaceae. Gene Ontology annotation, molecular function: rRNA small subunit aminocarboxypropyltransferase activity. Bases 1 to 1203 code for a protein of 400 amino acids. The record is from RefSeq and is a predicted model, not a curated record. Gene Ontology annotation, biological process: maturation of SSU-rRNA. The transcript has a single exon.
AUGGUCCGCCACAAGAAAGACUUCAAGGGCAACAACAAAUUCCGAAACCCAGCGAAAGCACGCGCGCCUCCUCGCCCCCGCCGCGCAUCAGAUGCAGAAGAAGAGGAGAACGACGGCGCCAACCCGAGACCUGCGAAGCCCGAGUUCAAAGCCGCAUGCUGGGACCUCGGACACUGCGAUGCGAAACGCUGCUCUGGCAAGAGGCUCAUGCGCCUGGGCAUGAUGCGCGAGCUUCACGUAGGGCAGAAGUUUGCUGGUGUAGUGGUCAGUCCGAAGGCGAAGAAGAUACUGAGUCGCGAAGACAAGGAUCUGAUGGAGCAAUACGGCGCUGCGGUCGUAGAAGCCAGCUGGAAGAGGAUAGACGAAGUCCCAUUUGGCAGGAUAGGUGGCAAAUGCGAACGCCUACUUCCGUACCUUGUCGCCGCGAAUCCAACAAACUACGGUCGUCCUUGGCGAUUGAACUGUGUCGAAGCUCUGGCGGCUUGUUACUAUAUCACUGGACACCCUGAAUGGGCCGAGUCGAUCCUCUCGACUUUCUCCUAUGGUCAAGCGUUCUUGGACAUCAAUGCCGCACUGCUCAAGCGUUACAUGGCGUGUGAAAACGAAGAACAAAUCAAGAAGGCUGAGGAAGUCUGGCUAGAGAAAAUAGAGCGCGAGUACAACACGAGUCGCACAGAGAAAGAGGAUGGCGUGGAAGAGGACGUCUGGGCGGGUGGAAACAUGAAUCGGCGGGUUAUCGACGAAUCAGAUGAGGAUGAGGAUGAGGAUGAGGAUGAGGAUGAGGAUGAGGAUGGAGAGGAAGAAGACGAGGUUGACCCGCGAAACCCGUAUAACAUCCCGGAAUCUUCAGACGAUGAAGAAGAGAUGGCUGAGCUAAGGCGCCGUGUCUUGGCAUCGAAGCCCUUUACCAACCCUGCACCAAAGGAUGAUGAAGAUGAAGGCGAGGGCGACAAGAAGGUACCCGAACGCAUACCUCAAACGGAACCUGCACCGGAGAAUGCCAAAGCCGAAGUGGAGGACGACAGCGAGCCCGCGGAAGGCGAUGCAGAUGAUGAUGAAUUCGAUAGCUUCAUGGCAGCGCAACCUACCACGGGCCGGACAGGCAUAAGCAGCAAGCAGAGAUCAAAGGCCAUGGAUGGCAAGUACAAGGCCACCUUCUCGAGUGGCAGUGUAAAGGCACCCAGUGGACGCGGCUACCAAUAG